GUGUGCUGAAGAUCUCCUGCAGUUCUCUGCUAAUAUCCCAGCCUUGUACAAUAGUAAACAGCUUGAAGAAUUCUUUAAGAAAGCGAUCAACCAGGUUUAUCCAGCGAUAGUGACUUGCUGUCAUUGACAGUGGAUGGGGAUUCACUUGCUGAAUGUGAUGAUGGAAUGGCAUCAAAUAGAAGCUCCCCAAGCAGAUAUACAAAACAUAGUUCCUCCCCUGAACCUACAAGAUCAGCUACAGUUCCUUCUCAGGAGAGGAGUCAAGAUGGGGCUGAAGGAGGCAGAGGCUUGUGGUCACAACCAAUUGGAAGUCUCAAACGAAGAACAGGGAAAGGCGAUUACUUGGCAAAGGCAGGCGAACAGAUAAAGCUGGCAUUGCAGAAAGAAGCAGAACAAGAUUACGAAGGUGCCUUCAAUUUCUACAGGAAUGGAGUUGAUCUACUACUUCAGGGAGUUCAAGGCGAACCGAGCCCUAGUCGCCGAGAAGCCGUGAAAAGGAAGACUGCAGAGUAUUUAAUACGUGCAGAACAGAUUUCCACGCAGUAUCUCAAGACGUCCAUGGAAAAUGAUUCAGUUGAUUCAAUGCCUCCGGGACCACUAAGUUCAAGGCCUGCUUGGAACCUGAGGAGUCCUGCAGAGGAGCUGAAGGCCUUCAGAGUCCUUGGGGUGAUUGACAAGGUUUUACUGGUGUUGGAUUCCAGAACGCAGGAGACAUUCAUUUUAAAAAUUCUGAGGAAAAGCAGCGAGUGCAGCAGGAACAGAAAGACCAUCAUUCCCCACUGUGUGCCCAACAUGGUGCAAUUGAAGAAACAGAUCAUCUCUGAAGACUCCAUUUUUCUUUUGCUUCAGUAUGCAGAAGGGGGUAAGCUGUGGUCGUUUCUAAGUAAAUUCCUCCAGAAAAAAUCCGAGGAAAGUUUUGAAUCUCAUAACAUGGACAAACAUGGCCCCAAAUCAGUCACUGUACAUAGUGGUUUUACUGGAGACCAGUCAAGCACUGAAGGCAUGAGCAGCAGUGUGGGCUCAUUGGAGAGUGACUUUGGAAAUAUGCUGCAGAGCCUCCCUUGGAAGAGUAACGUGACUUCAAGUUCACAGGAUGAUAGCAGUGCCCUUGAUGAAGAUGCAAAAGACGAUUCUCCUGAUCUUUUGGGAUCACCAUCAUCAGACUCUGAAGUAGUUGAAGAAUGUACCAGUAGCUAUCUUACUUUAUGCCAUGAAUAUGAACAGGAGAAAGAAGAGCCUGACAGUCUAACUUCUGAAACCUUUUCAACAGUUAGUGAAAAUGUACCUGGAAGUUCCAUGAACAUAGAUAUGACCCCAAGGUCACAUUCCCUUCUUAGUAAUGAUAGCCUUUGUUCUCCUACUACAAGCCAAGAGCUUCGGUUCUUCACUGAGGGCGUCGACACUGAGGAUUUUAGCCCAACGAAAACCUCUGAGUCUCUAAAUCUGUCCAAAAAUAGCCCAAUGGAAUUUUUCAGAAUCGAUAGCAAGGAUAGUGCAAAUGAACUUCUAAGCCUUGACCUAGCAGAAAAUUUCCAAAAUAUAAAAACAGAAUCUGUGCCGAUUUUCCAUCUGGUGCCUGAAGUUGUUGACAACAAGAGCAGUUUUGAUACAAGUGAAUCUCACCUGGAGUCAGUUAGCCUUUUGGCCCCAGAUACUUGCAGCCGAGGAUCCUCAAGUGAUUCUGUACCAAUUAUCUCCUUUCAAGAUGCAGCAGGUGGAGAGACCAGCAGCUGUGAGGAGGGAAGGCCUGAUCUAUUAGUGAACUUACCAGGUUCUAUCGAGGACGGUGAGGAAGUUGUGUUUCUUUCAACCGAUAAAUGCAGUGUGACCAACAUUGAUAAUACAGAGAACAGACUCUAUGAAAAACCUGACGUUUUACAAAUUAAUUACAAUAUCGAUAAUUGUGUGAAUUCACAAGGAACACCGGGACAAAUUUUACCAAAGGAAGCUGGCUGUCAUGAUGCAAAUGUAGAUAAUACCUCAACGCAGCAAUUACAACCUCCUCAGAAUAGAAAGGAAGAAGUCCCAUGCAAGCAAAUCAAUGCCAGCCUGCAUGUUGAGGAAAAAGAACUUAGUUCCUUGUUUGCCAUUACCCAUGCUGAAAAUGUGCCAUCGUGUAUGACUGUUGCAUCUGGUGAUACCUCCGACUUGGCAAACAUUCGUCGGAAUAUGAGCCGUAUUCCUCAACUACAUGGCUGUGUCAGCCCUUGCGUUACAGAUUCGGGUGAGGAGAGUUCAAUUUAUUCUGGUGACAAGGAGGUUUUCCUAACUAUGCAAGAAAAACAUUCAAGUGAAAAAGAUAUUUUACAAGAAGAGCAAAUAUACAGAGGCAGAGACCAAGACAGUGCUCCACAUUCUGAAGAUACAAGUGGAAAGGCAGUGAGGGAAAGCUGCACUGCCACAAAAACAGAUGGAGAUAAGCUAGUAUCUCAUUUGUUUAAAGAGCUGGAAGAAAGUUUUGUGCAAGCUUCCAAUGCUCAUAUUCCAGAAAGCUCCAUUCAACAUUGGGCAGCAGAGAUAGCAGUAGCCCUUGAUGCACUUCAUCGAGAAGGAAUCAUAUGUCAUGAUUUGAACCCAAACAACAUCUUGCUGAAUGACAAAGGACACAUUCAACUGACGUAUUUUAGCAGAUGGAGUGAGGUUGACGAUUCCUGUGACAGUAGUGCCAUAGAGAAAAUGUACUGCGCCCCAGAGAUUGGUGGGAUCGCAGAAGAAACUGAAGCUUGUGACUGGUGGAGUCUUGGUGCAAUUUUAUUUGAACUCUUCACUGGAAAACCUCUGUUUCAGUGCCAUCCAGCUGGAAUAAAUACGCACACAGCUCUAAACAUGCCAGAUCACAUGUCGGAGGAAGCCAGAUCAGUAGUGCAGCAGCUUUUGCAGUACAAUCCCUGUGAGAGGCUUGGUGCUGGUGUAUCAGGUUUUGAAGAUAUCAAAUCACAUCCAUUCUUCUUUACAUUGGAUUGGUCCAGAGUAAAGAGGUAAAGAACUCAUGCGAAAGAAACGCCUCCAUUGCAGCACUAAUCAGGAUUGUACUUCAGGGUGCACGCUGAAAGCCAAAUCCCAGGGAAUGAGACUGCCUUUCCACAAUUCCGUUAGUGAACUGUACAAAUGCAAUCGAGCAACUUGAAUUUUGAUGCAUUAUUUUAUUGUGUUUAUGUCUGCAUUUAGGCACUUGAAGUACUGCAUUCUAGAUCAUGUUGCAAAAUCUGGAGUUACUCCAUUCUGUGAAUAAAUGUAUAUGAGAUAGGAAAGUCCAAUAGGACUAGACAAAACAUUGCAUUCUUUAUGUACAUAAUUCCUAUUUAUUAUAGAACAUAGUUUGUGGUGCAGUAACAUAUUGGAUUUAGCCUGUCACUAAUGAAGGUAAUUUCUGUUGACUAUUGUUACUAACUACUGUUCUUAUUACAUGAACCAAUUAAUUGCAGGCUAUGGAUUGGAACCAACUAAAUAAAAUGGUUUACAAAUUA
Rhincodon typus (whale shark) is the source of this 3467-nucleotide messenger RNA. It is a transcript of the gene rps6kc1, whose product is annotated as ribosomal protein S6 kinase polypeptide 1. Lineage: Eukaryota; Metazoa; Chordata; Chondrichthyes; Orectolobiformes; Rhincodontidae. Gene Ontology annotation, biological process: protein phosphorylation. The transcript is spliced from 11 exons. Gene Ontology annotation, cellular component: early endosome. The record is from RefSeq and is a predicted model, not a curated record. The coding region runs from base 166 to 2982 and encodes 938 amino acids. Gene Ontology annotation, molecular function: ATP binding; protein kinase activity.